Zingiber officinale is the source of this 2134-nucleotide messenger RNA. RefSeq names its product probable polygalacturonase. Gene Ontology annotation, biological process: carbohydrate metabolic process. Gene Ontology annotation, molecular function: polygalacturonase activity. The record is from RefSeq and is a predicted model, not a curated record. The transcript is spliced from 6 exons. Lineage: Eukaryota; Viridiplantae; Streptophyta; Magnoliopsida; Zingiberales; Zingiberaceae. Bases 503 to 1870 code for a protein of 455 amino acids.
UCCGCCAUGGAAAUGGAAUCCCAAGAGCCAAAGCUAGACUACUCCUGUACAAGCUGCUGACCCUUCGACCCCUCUCUCUUUCUCUCUCUGUCCUCUCUUCUGUUUGCCUGCACGCUGCCCUCUCCCCCAGUUUUUGCGGUUCCACUCGGAUGCCACCACCUCCUGUUGCUGCAUUGCACGCGUCGCACAGUAUGAGAAUGCCCAACCAACUUCCCAGCAGUCAGUGGAUUGAUUGAUUUGAGUUGAUUCCCUGGGGCUUUCCGCCCUCCGUGACUAGCUCUGUUACCAACCUGGUCUGCGCGAACUCACAGUGGAAAGAGAGCUGAGGAAGACAAAAGGUGGAAGACAAGGACUUGCCUGGUUCUCUUUGGAGGACUUAGUGUGUCAUUAAUUAUUUUUUGUUGUUCCUUCGUUCUUUCUUCCAGUUUCUGUGCCUUUAGUGUGGAAGGUGCUUUCUAUUUGAUUUCCUCUUGGUGUUUGUGGAGAUCAGAGCCUUGGCCUUAUGAAGACGAGUGCUGUAUUAAGAAUUCUUCUGGUUCUUGCAACUGUUGGCCAGUUCUUAUGGACUGCAAUGGCCAGUUCAUACUGCAAGGAGAUGGGAUCGAGCACUUAUAGGCCUCACAGUGUCACCGUGACGGAGUUCGGUGCCGUAGGCGAUGGUGUCACACUAAACACCAAAGCAUUUCAGAAUGCUAUCUUCUACCUCCAUUCAUUUGCUGAUAAGGGCGGGGCGCAGCUAUUUGUGCCUGCUGGGAAGUGGCUGACGGGGAGUUUUAGUCUCAUCAGCCAUCUGACUCUCUCACUGGAUGAGGAUGCUGUAAUAAUCGGGUCCAAGGACCCUGUUGAUUGGCCGAUCAUUGAUCCAUUGCCAUCGUAUGGCCGCGGUAGGGAGUUACCAGGCGCAAGGCAUCAGAGCCUCAUUCAUGGAUCUAACUUGACUGAUGUGAUUAUAACAGGUGGCAAUGGGACUGUUAAUGGCCAAGGCAGUGUUUGGUGGGACUGGUUCAGGAAUGACACUCUCGAUUACACGCGGCCGCAUCUGAUAGAACUGAUGUAUUCAACUGGAGUGGUCAUCUCAAAUCUUACUUUCACUGAUUCGCCAUUUUGGGCCAUCCACCCUGUGUAUUGCAGCCAAGUUCUCAUCCAAAAUGUCACAAUCCUUGCGCCAUCAGAUUCACCAAACACUGAUGGGAUAGAUCCAGAUUCAUCUAAUAAUGUCUGCAUUGAGGACUGCUACAUCAACACCGGCGAUGAUCUCAUCGUCAUCAAAAGUGGAUGGGAUGAGUAUGGCAUUGCCUUUGCUCACCCAAGUUCCAACAUCAGCAUUCGACACAUUGUUGGUGCAGCUCAUUCUGGUGCUGGGAUUGCUAUUGGCAGUGAGAUGUCAGGUGGCAUUUCAAAUGUGCAGGUAGAUGGCAUCUCUCUCUUUGACUCCCUGUAUGGAAUCAGAAUAAAAACAUCCCCUGGGCGCGGAGGAUAUGUCAAGUACAUUCACAUCUCCAACGUCGUCAUGAGCAGCGUUAAGACGGCCAUCGGUAUAACGGGACAAUAUGGAGAGCACCCGGAUGACAAUUAUGAUCCAAACACUCUUCCAACUAUCGACAUGAUCACCAUAGAAGACAUUGUAGGAACAGAUAUUAAUGUUGCUGGCUUCUUGCAGGGUAUUCAAGGGGCUAACUUUAGCAACAUUUGCUUAUCGAAUGUGGACCUCUCUGUCAACUCAAAAUCUCCAUGGAACUGUUCUUACAUUGAAGGCUUUUCUAACUCGGUUUCUCCAGAAUCAUGCGAAGCACUCAAAAAUCCCUAUCAAGCAUCACUUUGUUACACAACUGAGCAUUUAGAGCAUUGCAAUCUGGUGCAAAUUCUUUGAAUUCGGUAAACAAUCGAAACCUUAAUCUGCAACAGGAUGUUCAGUUCUUUACAGAGUAUGAUACAAAGAGAUUGUUUUGUUCAUGGACCGACAUUUGUGUGUAGCCUUCAGCUGAGAUUGGUAAUGUAUUUAAGAUCGAAAAAAGUUGAAAGUGCAGGGAGGUCUUCUUGCCCGUGUGAAAGUCGAUGCCUGUUUCAAUUUUAUGAUUAUAUACGAGUGAAGGAGUGAUGUAAAAAAAUGGCAAAUUUUUCCCCAUGUUUCUUA